Molecule: messenger RNA, 4233 nt
Organism: Arachis ipaensis
Lineage: Eukaryota; Viridiplantae; Streptophyta; Magnoliopsida; Fabales; Fabaceae
Source: RefSeq, a predicted model, not a curated record
AUGGAAAUACCCGACUUAGACCCCGCCGUCCAUCUGCACGUCAUAAAGGCAGGACUCCGACCCGGAAAAUUCAGGGAAACAAUUGCAGUAACAAAGCCAAAGACAUUGGAAGAGUUCCGAGAAAGGGCGGCAGGGCAGAUGGAGAUCGAAGAGCUCCGCGAAACCGAAAAGACAGAAAAGAGACAACAUAAAAGAGAGGAUGAAAAAUCCACAAGGUCGGCAAACAUCAAGGACCUCAAGAGACCCUUCAAGCUAACCCCAAAAUUUGACAAUUACACCAGGUUCAACACAAUAAGGGAAAGGAUAAUCAAAGAAAUACUCAACGCCAAAAUCAUAAAACCACCAACAAGGGCCGGGAGCUAUCAAGACCAGAGAUUCGUCGACAAAAGCAAGCACUGUGCUUUCCACCAAAAGUACGGCCACACAACCGGCGAAUGUAUAAUAGCCAAGGACCUAUUAGAAAGAUUGGCCCGGCAGGGCCUCCUAGAUAAAUACAUCGAGGGAAGGAAGCAUAAAGAGAACGAUAGAGAGGAACGCCAACAGACCUCAGGAGCAAAAGAAACCAACAAAUGGCCAAACAGCACACCACCUAAAGGGAUCAUAAACACCAUAUCAGGAGGAUUCGCCGGAGGAGGAGAAACAACUUCGGCGAGAAAACGUAACUAUCGCACGAUGCUUGCAAUAGAAGGGACAACACCACAUAACAACAAGGACAUAUCAAACCUAGAAAUCGUUUUCAACCAGAGGGACAUAUGCUCGGCCGCACCACACUCAGACGACCCAGUGGUAAUUUCUAUCCAAACAGGCGAGUUACUGGUAAGAAAAGUCCUCUUGGACCCAGGUAGUAGUGCCGAUGUUCUGUUUUACACUACUUUUCUAAAAAUGCAAAUAUCUGAAAAACUUAUACAACCUUCAUUCGGAGAAUUAGUCGGAUUCUCCGGAGAAAGAGUACCGAUUAAGGGCUACAUAUGGUUGAAGACAAUGAUGGGAAACCACCCAUUGUCACGAACCAUCGACAUACAAUACCUUAUAGUUGACUGCCCUAGUCCUUAUAACAUUAUUCUCGGAAGACCUGCUCUGAACAUGUUCAGGGCAGUAGUUUCAACCUUUCAUCUAUGUGUAAAAUUUCAGGCACAGGACGGAAAAAUAGCGACACUUCACUCAGACCGACAACAAGCUCGGCAAUGUUACAACGCAAGCCUGAAAAGGUCGGCUCCAAGACUAGAGUUCCAGCAAGAAGUCAAAGCAAUCCAUAACGCAACAGAGGUACUGUCCUUGGCAGAGCUUGAUCCGCACGAGGACACCCAAGAGAGGCCUCAACCAGCAGACGAGCUCCAGAAAAUCCCACUGACAGAGAAACCAGAACGGUUCACAUACGUCGGCCAGGCACUACAGGGAAAGGAAAGAUCAGAACUGGUGAAAGUGUUGCAAGACAACGCCGACCUAUUUGCAUGGACCCCGGCAAAUAUACCAGGAAUAGAUCCGAGCAUUAUCUGCCAUAAACUCGCCACGAACAAGGCAAGCCGACCUAUAGCUCAGAAAAAGAGGAAUCUCAGAGCAGACAAAUCAAAGGCCGCACUGGAAGAAACCGAAAAGCUACUUAAAGCCAACUUCAUCAAAGAAAUCAGAUUCACUACAUGGCUCUCGAACGUAGUAAUGGUAAGAAAAAAUUCAGGUAAAUGGCGCAUGUGCGUCGACUUCACAGAUUUAAAUAAAGCAUGCCCCAAGGAUGCUUAUCCUCUACCAUGCAUCGAUAAACUUGUAGACAGUGCCUCAGGUUACAAAAGCUUGAGCUUCAUGGAUGCAUACUCUGGUUACAACCAGAUACUCAUGCACCCAGAAGACCAAAGCAAAACCGCGUUUAUAACCGAGCAUGGAAAUUUUUGUUAUAGAGUAAUGCCAUUUGGACUAAAGAAUGCAGGUGCAACAUACCAGCGACUGAUGGACAAGGUGUUCCAUCAUCAGAUAGGUCGGAACAUGGAGAUCUAUAUGGAUGAUAUUGUCGCCAAGACCACCCAUGGGAAGUCACACUGCGAUGAUCUUAAAGAAGUAUUUGAACAAGUCCGAACAUACAGAAUGAGGCUCAACCCAAAAAAAUGUGCUUUUGGAGUACGAGGGGGAAAAUUCCUCGGAUUCAUGCUAACAUCACGAGGUAUAGAGGCGAACCCAGAAAAAUGUAAGGCAAUACUCAGCAUGGCAAGCCCCAAAACAGUCAAAGAAGUACAACAGCUAGCAGGGAGAAUAGCAGCAUUAUCCCGGUUCCUACCAUCAGUAUCGAGCCGAUCAUAUCAUUUCUUCCAAACAAUAACAAAGAACAAAAAGUUUCUAUGGACAGAAGAAUGUGAAAAAGCUUUCGCUGAACUCAAAGUCGUCUUAUCAUCACCUCCAGUACUACAAAGACCUGAAAUUGGCAAGCCCUUAUACUUAUACCUAUCCGCUUCCGAGCAUUCUAUAAGCUCGGCCUUAAUGAUCGAGUCAGGGAAAGCACAACAACCAGUAUACUUCGUCAGCAGAGUCAUGCAGCCAACAGAACAAAGGUACCCAAGAAUUGAACGGCUAGCUUUAGCGCUUGUAACAACGGCGAGGAGACUUAGACAUUACUUUCAAAGCCACACGAUAAUAGUACGAACAAACCAACCAUUACGACAAAUACUAACAAAACCGGAAUUAGCUGGACGACUGACCAAAUGGUCCAUAGAGCUCUCAGAAUUCGAUAUCCAGUUUCAACCAAGGUCGGCACUAAAGGCACAAAUCCUAGCCGACUUCAUAUCAGAAUUAACCUCGGCCGAACACAACAAGCACUGGGAGCUACAUGUAGACGGGGCAUCCAGCCGAGAAGGAAGCGGAGCCGGAGUGAUUCUGAAAGAAGGAGAAAACGUAGUGGCCGAACAGUCGCUACAAUUCCACUUCUCAGCAAGCAAUAACCAGGCCGAAUAUGAAGCCCUCAUAGCCGGACUCAAGCUCGCCCUCAACCUCCAGAUACAAAGUCUGACAGCACACUGUGAUUCCCUCUUGGUAGUCCAACAAAUCCGAGGAGAAUACCAGGUAAAAGAUCCCUUGCUAGAGCGUUACUGGCUGAUAGCAAAGGAUCUUAUUUCGAAAUUCAGUUCAUUCACCAUUCUACAUGUACAUAGAGAAAAGAACACUAGAGCCGACGUAUUAUCUAAACUUGCAUCCACUAGGGUAGACACACAAGCAUCAGCACUAACACAACUGACACUCAAAAAACCCAGCAUUGAAUUUAUAUCUAUAACAAACAUUAACCAUCUCCAUGACUGGAGAACGCCCUUUCUUGAGUACAUCAAUACAGGUACCGUGCCUAAAAAUGAGCUUAAUCCACAACACUUCAGACGAAGGGCAAGCCUAUAUACAAGCGUAGCAGGAGAACUGUAUAAGCGGGGCAUCUCACAACCGUUACUGAAAUGCCUGAACAACGAGGAGGCAAGAGAAGUAAUGAACGAAGUACAUGAAGGCGUAUGCGGAAACCACAUCGGAGGGAGAGCCCUAGCCGCAAAAAUCGUCCAAACAAGAUAUUUUUGGCCGACCAUGAAAAGAGAUUGCAUAGCAAAGGUCAAGAAAUGCGACAAAUGCCAAAAGCAUGAGGCCAUUUCUACGAAGCCAGCCGAGCUAUUGCACAGUAUGGAGGUAAGCUGGCCUUUUCAGAGAUGGGGACUCGAUAUCCUCGGCCCAUUUCCAGUAGCACCAGGUCAGGUAAAAUUUCUUUUAGUAUCAAUUGACUACUUCUCAAAAUGGAUAGAAGCGCAACCCUUAGCAAAGAUAACAGCCGAAAAGCACUAUUUUAGCUCGGUCGAACACCCACAAACCAAUGGGCGAGCCGAAGCUGCUAACCGAGUUAUAUUGCAGGCAAUAAAGAGAAAACUUGACAAUGCGAAGGGUGAAUGGGCCGAGCUAAUCCCAGAAAUACUAUGGAGCUACAACACUACAAUACAAACAACCACUGGUGAAACACCUUUCAGGUUGGUAUACGGGGCAGAGGCACUGAUCCCAGUAGAAGUCGGAACACCCACGGUUAGGACCGAGCUAUACGACGAACAAAACAACACUCUCGUAAGAGGGGCCGAGCUUGACCUCAUCGAAGAAGAUAGGGAUAUCGCAGCAAUCAAACAAAGAGCCAUGAAACAAUUGGCUGCAAGAAGACACAAUAGCAAAGUCGUCCCGAGGACUUUCUCAGAAGACGAUCUUGUCCUCAGACGAACUGAAGACGCAAGAUGA